CGGAGCGUGGGAUGCUCUGAUUCGGCGCGGAGUCGCGGACUUCUUGCAAAGGUCCCGCACUUGAGUGGCUGGCGGGGCCGGGAUGGGAUGGGGCUUGGGAAGGAUCUCCUGAGCAUCUUGCCGCCCGGUGCCCAGACGGGAGGAGAGGACGCCGGAGCCCGUGGUCCGCGCGAGGUUUGUAGUCCCGGUGAGGCGGAGCGCGAUCCCUCUCUUGGGGCUACUUAGGCGCCCGUGAAGGAAGGGGGUUCCCCGGGCGCUCGUGGGAACACCCGCGGGUUGCUUCUUAGGGGAGCAGCCUGCCGUUAGAUCCGCAGGAGGCAGCGCCGGGGAUUGCAUGGCAUGUCCACGGCAAGGCUCCUGGACGCCUUUCGCCGCAGCGUGGCCAAGAUGGGACAUUCAACAGGGAGCAUCAGGUGAACGUGGUUUUCUGAAGAAACAGCAGAUUCCCUCUAUUCUGUUCCCAAGGAAAGGAACUGUGGUCGUGUCUUCUCUCUCUGCAGAGAAGAGCUGCACAGGGCAAUGAAGUCGUUUCCACAAUAGGCUCAGGAAGAUGCUGUGGGUACCAGAGUUCCUUCAGCUCCUGCUCUUGCUGGAAACGGGACUGAUAAGUAGAGGCACGGAACUGUGCCCUUCGUCCCUCUGCGACUGCUCGGAUUGGGACCGCUUCAAAGUCACCUGCAGAGAGAUAUAUUUCAUCCCCAACCUCCCACGGGGCACCAAGACUUUGAGGUUUAUGGAAACCCAUUUGAGAAUAAUUCCUACAGAAGCAUUCUCCAAUCUUCCCAACAUCUCCAGGAUCUAUAUCACCAUAGAUGCAGUGCUGCAGAUGCUGGAGGCUCAUUCUUUCAGAAAUCUAAACAAAGUCACACACAUAGAAAUCAGAAAUGCCAGAAACCUACAAUACAUAGAUCCCGAAGCCUUCAUGAAUCUCCCGUUGCUGAAAUACCUUGUGAUCAUGAACACUGGACUCAGAGUUUUCCCUGACCUCACGAAGAUCAACUCAGUGACAGCAGAUAUGAACUUUUUGCUUGAAAUGGCUGAUAAUCCAUACAUGAUUUCGGUGCCUGCAAACGCAUUCCGUGGGCUAUGCAACGAAUCCCUUAGCCUGAAGCUGUACAACAAUGGGUUCACAAAGGUUGACUCCCAUGCCUUCAAUGGAACAAAGUUAGAUUCUGUGUAUCUGAAUAAGAACAAAUAUCUGAGAGUUAUUGAUGAAGAUGCUUUUUUGGGUGUGCAGAGCGGUCCAAGCCUACUCGAUGUCUCCCAGACAGGCAUCACCACUCUUCCAGCAAGAGGACUGGAAAACCUUAAAGAACUGAUGGCUAAAAAUACCUGGGCCCUAAAGAAAUUCCCCCCUAUACAGACUUUUCCUUAUCUUGCUAAUGCUGAGCUGUCAUACCAAAGUCACUGCUGUGCUUUCAAGAACUGGAAGAAAGCCAAGGGACUGCUGGAGUCACUGUUCUGCAACCAUACUAAUACUCACAACAUCCGCAAGAGAAGAUCUGCCACUGCCUUCAGGGGCCCCUUUUACCAAGACUACGCAGAAGAUUAUUCAGACCUCACCGAAGCCGUGUAUGACGAGAACUCCAAAUUCAGUAGAGAUGUUCGUGGGAAUUCUCAUUACUUUGUCUUUCUUGAAGAGCACGACAACAAAGAGGUUGGGUUUGGCCAGGAGCUCAAGAACCCUCAAGAUGAGAGCAUGCCAACAUUUGACAGCCAUUAUGACUACAUUAUCUGUGCGGGCACAGACGACAUCAGCUGCACGCCAGGACCUGACGAGUUCAACCCUUGCGAAGACAUCAUGGGCUACAAGUUUCUGAGGGUCGUGGUGUGGUUUGUGAACCUGCUAGCCAUUGUGGGCAAUGUUUUUGUCCUCUUCAUUCUCCUCACCAGCCAUUACAAGUUGACCGUCCCACGAUUCCUGAUGUGCAACUUGGCCUUUGCUGAUUUCUGUAUGGGAUUAUACCUUCUCCUGAUCGCUUCGGUGGAUCUUUACACUCGAUCAGAAUACUACAACCAUGCUAUUGACUGGCAGACUGGGCCCGGCUGCAGCACAGCGGGCUUCUUCACUGUCUUUGCCAGUGAGUUGUCUGUCUUCACCUUGACCGCAAUCACCCUGGAACGCUGGUAUGCCAUCACCUUUGCGAUGCGCUUGGACAAGAAAAUCCGCCUCUUGCAUGCUUCUGUUAUCAUGUUGGGUGGCUGGCUGGUGUGUUUCCUUCUUGCCCUUUUACCACUGGUUGGAGUCAGCAGCUACGGCAAAGUCAGUAUCUGCCUUCCCAUGGAUACCGAAACGCCCUUGGGUCAAGCCUACGUCAUCAUUGUUUUGAUGCUGAACAUCAUUGCUUUCAUCGUCAUUUGUGCCUGCUACAUAAAGAUCUACAUCACUGUGCGGAAUCCCCAGUACAAAUCAGGAGACAAAGACACCAUCAUUGCCAAAAGGAUGGCCGUGCUGAUUUUUACUGACUUCUUAUGUGUGGCACCAAUCUCAUUCUAUGCUUUAUCUGCCAUUAUGAACAAACCUCUAAUAACAGUCAGCAACUCGAAAAUCCUGCUGGUCCUGUUCUAUCCUCUGAACUCUUGUGCCAACCCGUUCUUGUAUGCUAUCUUUACCAAAGCUUUCCGAAGGGAUGUCUUCAUCUUGCUCAGCAAGUUUGGAUUAUGCGAGCACCAGGCUCAAGUCUACAGGGGUCAAACAGUCUCCCCCAAAAACAGCAGCGGCUCUUGCAGCCAGAAGGGCAACAGGGGGAUGGGCCAGAAUCUCACAAACCUUCCUCAUAGCUCACCUGAAGACUACCAUCCUGCAAUACUGCUGCAGUCUCGGGGAACCCUGGCUUAAUCUGGAUCGCCUAAUUGUCAGAUCAGUAAUAGUAAAUUUCUUAACCCUGCGCUACGGUCGGUACCAUUUACUGUCCAAUUAUGCAGCUGCUUGACCGCUGUAAAAUAAUAAUAAUUUAUUUAUAUCCCAUUCUUCUACCUAAAGUACCCAGAGGGGCAUGCAACAUUUUCAUAAAAACCUUACAAUCAA
This is a messenger RNA of Podarcis muralis (Common wall lizard), 3028 nucleotides long. RefSeq names its product thyroid stimulating hormone receptor (gene TSHR). Gene Ontology annotation, molecular function: protein binding; G protein-coupled peptide receptor activity; thyroid-stimulating hormone receptor activity. Gene Ontology annotation, biological process: adenylate cyclase-activating G protein-coupled receptor signaling pathway; activation of adenylate cyclase activity; hormone-mediated signaling pathway. The record is from RefSeq and is a predicted model, not a curated record. Gene Ontology annotation, cellular component: plasma membrane. NCBI's taxonomy places the organism in Eukaryota, Metazoa, Chordata, Lepidosauria, Squamata, Lacertidae.